UUCUUCUUCAGUCAUUGCACCAUGACUAUCAUCUGGAAUAUCUUUGUCUUUUUUGGCUUAGCCGCCAUUUGUAACGCCAUUGAUUUGGCUAAUGAGGCCACAGAGGUGUUGGGCAACAAGGAAUACUAUUUUGGCGUAACGACUGAGGUUAGCUGGUUUCGCGCUUUGGAAACGUGCGCUGCCAAGGGUAUGCUUUUGGACUCCAUUGAGUCUGAAACGGAAUAUCAAAAUCUUAAGACUUUCUUGUUCUUCAAUGAUGACUUACGCAAUCAGCAGUUUUGGUUCUCCGGCAGUAAUUUGGCUAACGAAAAUAAAUACAUGUGGUUCACAACAGCCACAAAUAUCAAAUUGACAAACUGGGCGAGCAAUCGUGGUAACGGUCGAUGUAUUCAUACCAAUCAGAAUUUCCUAUUGAUGACGGCAGAUUGUACCGACGAAAAAUAUUUCAUUUGUUCUCGUUCAACUCUGCCCAAAUGUGGUGUGAAUGGUGGAUGUAUUCGCACUUCUAAGCCUUACGUAAAAUAUACUUGAGAUGACCAUGGAUUGCUUGUAUGGAUAGAUGAUGAUACUAAUAAUAAAAUGAUGAAUUAUAAAGAACACUA
Stomoxys calcitrans (stable fly) is the source of this 602-nucleotide messenger RNA. RefSeq names its product C-type lectin 37Da. The transcript has 3 exons. The coding region runs from base 22 to 531 and encodes 169 amino acids. NCBI's taxonomy places the organism in Eukaryota, Metazoa, Arthropoda, Insecta, Diptera, Muscidae. The record is from RefSeq and is a predicted model, not a curated record.